AGGCAGAGGGUGUCAGCUGCUGCAUAUAAUGGCCGGUCCAUCCCUGUUUGGGUCACUUUCUCCUUCUCCUUCAUUUCUGCUGGUCCAGCUCUCCGUGCAAAACUAAAGGAGUCAUCAUGUCUGAUCUGCAAAAGGGAAUGGCAUUGCUCAUCUCUACCUUUCAUAAAUAUUCUGGCAAGGAGGGUGACAAAUGUACUCUUACCAAGGGAGAGCUAAAAGAUCUGCUCACCAAGGAGCUGGGAGGUGCAUUCGGGAACUGCAACGACCAGGCCACACUGGACAAGAUUUUUAAGGACCUGGACACUAAUGCUGAUGGUGUUGUGGACUUCCAAGAGUAUGCCACCAUGGUGGCCUGUACUACCAUGCUCUGUAAUAAGUCAUUUUCAAAGAAGUAAUAAAUGGGGACUGACCCUUAACAGCCACAAUAGUGCAUAAACACAUACCAAUUAUAUUUUUUCAUGCACAGAAAGAAAUGUUUGGCAUCUUACAAUGAUAAAUGAAUGAGGCAAAUUAAAGUUUGUAAUAAACUAUUUUAAUAAGUUUUAAAUAAAACAGGCUGUGUUGAUUAAAUGUG
Ictalurus furcatus (blue catfish) is the source of this 574-nucleotide messenger RNA. Its product is annotated as ictacalcin-like. Bases 117 to 395 code for a protein of 92 amino acids. Gene Ontology annotation, molecular function: calcium ion binding; transition metal ion binding. NCBI's taxonomy places the organism in Eukaryota, Metazoa, Chordata, Actinopteri, Siluriformes, Ictaluridae. The record is from RefSeq and is a predicted model, not a curated record. The transcript has 3 exons.